CGGCGGGUGCCUUCCAGGGGGGAGGGAGGGAGGACUAGGGGGGAAAAGAGCACGGCGCCCAAGGCGAGGUCGGCACUCUCCGUCCCCGCGGCUGGCGCAGGACCUCGCUCGAGCGGAGCGCGCACGGGGAGCGGGUCGCGGGGCGGCGGCGGCGAGGAGGCGGCGAGAAGGAGUCGGAGGGGGCGAGGGGGCGAGGAGGCGAGGGCGGCGAGCCGAGCGGGGUCCCGGCCGCCCCGCGGGCCAAGGUCGACCCCCCGCGCGUGGGCGAGCGCGCCAGCCGGCCCCGGCGCGAGGGCCACCGCCACAAAGAGAACGCCGGCGGCUGCUCCCCAUGACUUCCUAGAGCGCGCGGUCCCCGCCGAGUCCGCUCCCUCCCGGGCCGCGCCCCGCGCCCCCGUGCGUCCCCGCGCGCCCCGACCCGCGCCCCGCCGGCAUGGACGUCCACACCCGCUGGAAAGCGCGCAGCCCGCCGCGCCCGGGCGCCCCGCUGCUGUCCCCACCGCUGCUGCUGCUGCUGCUGCUGUGGGCGCCGCCUCUGAGCCGCGCAGCUCAGCCAGCAGAUCUCCUGAAGGUUCUAGAUUUUCACAACUUGCCUGACGGAAUAACAAAGACAACAGGUUUUUGUGCAACACGGAGAUCUUCCAAAGGCCCAGAUGUCGCUUACAGAGUCACGAAAGAUGCUCAGCUCAGUGCACCUACCAAGCAGCUGUAUCCUGCGUCUUCAUUUCCUGAGGACUUCUCCAUUCUAACCACUGUGAAAGCCAAGAAAGGCAGCCAGGCCUUCCUGGUCUCCAUCUACAAUGAGCAGGGCAUCCAGCAGAUCGGCCUGGAAAUGGGCCGCUCUCCGGUUUUCCUCUAUGAGGACCACACAGGGAAACCAGGGCCAGAGGACUAUCCCCUCUUCAGGGGCAUCAACCUGUCGGAUGGCAAGUGGCACAGGAUCGCUCUCAGCAUCCACAAGAAGAACGUCACCUUGAUCCUGGAUUGUAAAAAGAAGACCACCAAGCCCCUCGACCGCAGUGACCACCCCGUAAUCGACGUCAACGGCAUCAUCGUGUUUGGAACCCGGAUCCUGGAUGAGGAAGUGUUUGAGGGUGACAUCCAGCAGCUGCUCUUUGUCUCCGACCAUCGGGCGGCUUACGAUCACUGUGAGCACUACAGCCCAGACUGUGACACCGCGGUCCCCGACACCCCCCAGUCACAGGAUCCCAACCCGGAUGAAUAUUACCCAGAAGGAGAAGGGGAAGGUGAUGCGUACUACUAUGAGUACCCCUACUAUGAGGACACAGAGGACCCGGGCAAGGAGCCCGCCCCCACCAACAAGCCCGUGGAAGCUGCUAGAGAGACCACAGAGAUUGCCGAGGAGCAGACCACAGCCCCCACGGCAGCCCCCUCAGUGCCCGACACCAGCGAGGGGGCCGGGAAGGAGGACGACCCCGGCUUCGGGGUCUAUGACUACAUGCCCAGCGAGGACUACUACACGCCCGCCCCGUAUGAGGACCUGAACUACGAGGGCUUCGAGAAUCCCGACCUGCCCCCUGAUCACGGCGCAGGGGCCGAGGUUCCCACCAGCACGACCAGCACGGCCAACGCCUCCAAUCCUGCUCCGUCUCCGGAAGAUGACUUGGAAGGCGAGUUUACGGAAGAAACCAUCAGGAACCUGGACGAGACCUACUACGACCCCUACUACGACCCCACGGUGUCCCCGUCGGAGAUAGGGCCGGGCAUGCCCGCCAACCAGGACACCAUCUACGAAGGGAUCGAAGGACCCCGAGGAGAGAAGGGCCAGAAGGGAGAGCCUGCCAUCAUCGAACCAGGCAUGCUUAUGGAGGGGCCGCCGGGCCCCGAAGGCCCCGCGGGUCUCCCAGGACCUCCGGGAACGAUGGGACCCACUGGCCAAGUGGGUGACCCUGGAGAAAGGGGUCCCCCUGGACGCCCAGGCCUUCCAGGGGCUGAUGGGCUGCCCGGCCCUCCUGGAACCAUGCUCAUGUUGCCCUUCCGCUUUGGAGGGGGCGGUGACGCUGGCUCCAAGGGUCCCAUGGUGUCGGCUCAGGAGUCCCAGGCUCAGGCCAUCCUGCAGCAGGCCCGGCUGGCGUUGAGGGGGCCAGCUGGCCCGAUGGGUCUGACUGGGAGGCCCGGCCCCAUGGGCCCUCCGGGGAGCGGAGGUCUGAAGGGCGAGCCGGGAGACAUGGGGCCUCAGGGUCCCCGAGGAGUGCAGGGCCCUCCUGGCCCGGCCGGAAAGCCUGGAAGAAGGGGCCGAGCUGGGAGCGACGGAGCAAGAGGGAUGCCGGGGCAAACGGGCCCGAAGGGCGACCGCGGCUUCGACGGCCUGGCUGGACUGCCGGGGGAGAAGGGCCACCGGGGUGACCCUGGUCCUUCUGGCCCGCCAGGACCUCCGGGAGAUGAUGGAGAUCGGGGUGAUGAUGGAGAAGUCGGGCCCAGAGGGCUGCCCGGGGAACCCGGGCCGCGUGGUCUGUUGGGGCCAAAGGGACCCCCGGGCCCUCCUGGACCUCCGGGUGUGACGGGUAUGGAUGGCCAACCAGGUCCGAAAGGAAAUGUGGGCCCCCAGGGAGAGCCCGGCCCCCCGGGACAGCAGGGCAAUCCAGGUGCCCAGGGUCUCCCAGGCCCCCAGGGUGCAAUCGGUCCUCCAGGGGAAAAGGGUCCCCUGGGGAAACCAGGCCUGCCAGGAAUGCCCGGUGCUGACGGACCCCCGGGGCACCCUGGCAAGGAAGGCCCUCCAGGAGAGAAAGGAGGCCAGGGUCCACCCGGCCCCCAGGGCCCCAUCGGCUAUCCGGGUCCCCGAGGAGUCAAGGGAGCUGAUGGCAUCCGCGGUCUGAAAGGCACCAAGGGCGAGAAGGGUGAAGACGGCUUUCCUGGGUUUAAAGGCGACAUGGGAAUCAAGGGCGAUCGGGGGGAGAUCGGCCCCCCUGGUCCCAGAGGAGAAGAUGGCCCCGAAGGCCCGAAGGGUCGUGGAGGUCCAAACGGCGACCCGGGUCCUCUGGGACCCCCUGGGGAGAAGGGAAAACUCGGAGUGCCGGGAUUACCAGGUUACCCGGGAAGACAAGGGCCCAAGGGUUCUAUCGGAUUUCCCGGCUUUCCUGGUGCCAACGGAGAGAAGGGCGGCAGGGGCACACCUGGGAAGCCAGGACCACGGGGGCAGCGAGGCCCGACGGUAACCACCCUCUGGGCUUCCAGAAGCGGGAGCACAUUGCAGGGGGCAUGCUCGGUGGGAGGGGGAGGGAGGUGUCCAGGGCUGGGAGGAUUCGAGCUCACCUUUCCUCUCUCCCCCCCCCCCGUGCAGGGUCCGAGGGGCGAACGGGGCCCCCGGGGCAUCACUGGGAAGCCCGGCCCCAAGGGCAACUCUGGAGGCGACGGCCCCGCUGGCCCUCCGGGUGAACGGGGACCCAACGGACCCCAAGGACCCACCGGUUUCCCUGGACCCAAGGGCCCUCCUGGCCCUCCGGGCAAGGACGGGCUCCCGGGACACCCUGGACAGAGAGGAGAGACCGGUUUCCAAGGCAAGACCGGCCCCCCAGGGCCCCCGGGCGUCGUGGGCCCUCAGGGUCCCACGGGAGAAACGGGCCCGAUGGGCGAGCGUGGCCACCCCGGGCCCCCAGGCCCCCCCGGUGAGCAGGGGCUCCCCGGCCUUGCCGGGAAAGAAGGGACGAAGGGUGACCCGGGUCCCGCCGGCCUCCCUGGGAAAGACGGCCCCCCUGGACUGCGUGGUUUCCCUGGGGAUCGGGGGCUUCCCGGUCCAGUGGGCGCACUCGGACUGAAAGGCAGCGAAGGCCCCCCUGGCCCGCCAGGCCCCGCGGGAUCCCCCGGAGAGAGAGGCCCGGCCGGUGCUGCUGGGCCCAUCGGAAUCCCAGGGAGACCCGGGCCCCAAGGACCUCCAGGGCCGGCUGGGGAGAAAGGAGCUCCCGGUGAGAAGGGUCCCCAAGGCCCAGCUGGCCGAGAUGGCCUCCAGGGCCCCGUGGGGCUCCCCGGUCCAGCUGGCCCCGUGGGCCCCCCCGGAGAAGACGGAGACAAGGGAGAGAUCGGGGAGCCUGGACAGAAGGGGAGCAAGGGGGACAAGGGCGAGCAGGGUCCGCCUGGGCCCACCGGUCCUCAGGGCCCCAUCGGACAGCCAGGCCCCUCCGGAGCCGACGGCGAGCCGGGCCCUCGCGGCCAGCAGGGCCUUUUUGGGCAGAAAGGUGACGAAGGUCCAAGAGGAUUUCCUGGGCCCCCCGGGCCAGUGGGGCUGCAGGGUCUGCCGGGACCUCCCGGAGAGAAGGGCGAGACUGGGGACGUGGGUCAGAUGGGACCCCCGGGCCCCCCCGGCCCCCGAGGACCCUCUGGAGCUCCAGGCGCUGACGGGCCACAGGGGCCUCCCGGUGGCAUAGGCAAUCCCGGUGCGGUGGGAGAGAAGGGUGAGCCUGGCGAAGCCGGAGAGCCUGGCCUGCCUGGAGAGGGGGGCCCUCCGGGACCCAAAGGAGAAAGGGGCGAGAAGGGCGAGUCGGGCCCUUCUGGUGCAGCUGGACCCCCUGGACCCAAAGGCCCUCCUGGGGACGACGGUCCCAAAGGCAGCCCCGGCCCUGUCGGCUUUCCCGGAGAUCCUGGUCCCCCCGGAGAGCCUGGCCCCGCGGGUCAAGAUGGCCCCCCUGGUGACAAAGGGGACGACGGUGAGGCUGGGCAAACGGGAUCCCCGGGCCCUACUGGUGAGCCGGGACCGUCUGGGCCUCCAGGAAAAAGGGGCCCCCCCGGCCCCGCAGGCCCCGAAGGCAGACAGGGAGAGAAGGGAGCCAAGGGGGAAGCCGGCUUAGAAGGCCCUCCUGGGAAGACUGGUCCCAUCGGCCCCCAGGGGGCCCCUGGGAAGCCCGGCCCCGAUGGCCUGCGAGGGAUCCCUGGCCCUGUGGGUGAGCAAGGUCUCCCAGGCGCCCCAGGCCCCGACGGCCCCCCCGGCCCCAUGGGUCCCCCAGGACUCCCCGGCCUCAAAGGAGAUUCUGGCCCUAAGGGGGAAAAGGGUCAUCCAGGCUUGAUCGGACUCAUCGGACCUCCGGGCGAACAGGGUGAAAAGGGCGACCGCGGUCUCCCUGGCCCCCAGGGCUCCUCCGGCCCUAAGGGCGAACAGGGCAUCACUGGUCCUUCCGGCCCGAUCGGCCCUCCGGGCCCUCCCGGCUUGCCGGGUCCUCCUGGGCCAAAAGGUGCUAAGGGCUCCUCGGGUCCCACUGGCCCGAAGGGUGAGGCAGGCCACCCAGGACCCCCCGGCCCGCCGGGUCCCCCCGGCGAGGUCAUCCAGCCCCUGCCGAUCCAGGCAUCCAGGACCCGGCGGAACAUCGACGCCAGCCAGCUGCUGGACGACGGGGCCGGCGAGAGCUACGCGGACUACGCGGACGGCAUGGAGGAGAUCUUCGGCUCCCUCAACUCCUUGAAGUUAGAGAUCGAGCAGAUGAAGCGGCCCCUGGGCACGCAGCAGAACCCCGCACGCACCUGCAAGGACCUGCAGCUCUGUCAUCCGGACUUCCCGGACGGUGAAUACUGGGUAGAUCCUAACCAAGGCUGCUCCAGAGACUCCUUCAAAGUUUACUGCAAUUUCACGGCCGGAGGGGCGACGUGCGUCUUCCCCGACAAGAAGUCCGAGGGGAGUAAAAUGGCCCGCUGGCCCAAAGAGCAGCCUUCUACCUGGUAUAGUCAGUACAAGCGAGGGUCCCUGCUCUCCUACGUGGACGCCGAGGGCAACCCCGUGGGUGUGGUGCAGAUGACCUUCCUGCGCCUCCUGAGUGCCUCCGCCAACCAGAACAUCACCUACAACUGCUACCAGUCGGUCGCCUGGCAGGACGCGGCCACGGGCAGCUACGACAAGGCCAUGCGCUUCCUGGGCUCCAACGACGAGGAGAUGUCCUACGACAACAGCCCCUACAUCCGCGCCCUGGUGGACGGCUGUGCUACGAAGAAAGGGUAUCAGAAGACCGUGCUGGAGAUCGACACCCCCAAGGUGGAGCAGGUGCCCAUCGUGGACAUCAUGUUCAAUGACUUCGGCGAAGCGUCACAGAAAUUCGGAUUUGAAGUGGGGCCAGCUUGCUUCCUGGGCUAGGAGCCGCGAGCCCGACCCCCGAGAGCAACCUCGUGACCUCAGCGCGCCGUCUGCGGGCGUCCUGGACAGUGAAGGCCCCUCGUCCCUCCCCCGACCUCGUCUGCGCCCGGCUCCACGCCGAGCCGGACCCCAGACCCACAGAGCAAAGGAAGAGAGCUGAGUCCCCACCCCGGAGCCGAAUCACAUGACCUAGACGGCCCACCGCCACCGGUACCCCGCUGUCUCAGCGCCCUUCCGUCGCCACCACGCCACGGGGACGGGAAGGGGGCCACACUUCUUGCCACGGAGCGGGGGUGGGGGCUGCACUAUUCGGAGACCCCUUUUGUUGUUGUUGUUGUUGUUUUUUAAAUUCAACUUGAAGAUGUGUAUUUCCCCUUCAAAACGUGUUCUGAGGUGAGCCUUGUAAGGGUCAUCCCCACCUUGCCAGAGCGUCUGUUCUCAACUACACGAUCCAUUCGCGGGCGAAAUGUCGUUCCGCACGUGCCUUUCCGAUGGAUUCAAGGUGCUUCCGUUUUUGUGAGUUUUAAGUAAAUAUUUGUAUUGUAUUGUCAUAAACGUGCAGUGUCCCUGACUUUCGAUCACGCACGGAAACCCAGCUUCAGCCCCGCUGGAGAGUGGGGACAAGGGGUGGGCGGUCCAAUCCCGGCGAGACCUGAGGAGCCCCCGUCCCCACCCUGGCCAGGAACGUGCAAUAAAGUGGAAUAUUGCCCAGGGCGGGAGGUCAUGCUGCCGUUCGACCAGCAGGCGUCCGUGGCCCUCUUCAGACAAUUUUUUGAUGAGCUCUGGAGGUUUUUUUCUUUUUUAAUGGAGAGGAAAAAAAGAAAAAAGAGAGAGAACUCCACGCUUUGCCUUUCCUUCAUGCACUUAGGUUAAAACGCAGGCAUAAAUUAAUUUUAAUUGCUUCCUUUCUCCAUUCUUCUUCCCGCAGAGCCUGACGGGAGAGCGUCCGGGGCAGGGAACCCACACUUUCUGUAGAUGGUCCUCACGUGAUAAUUGGUGCUCACUUUUAACUUGUCCUUUGUGGUGCUAUCUGUUCCAAGGUCUCCUUGAAAGGCGACGCGGGGGUACCUGGCCGUGCCUCACCCUCCCGCCUUGCGUGGUCCCCGUCUUCGCCUCCACGGCGUGGGUCUCCGCCAAGGACGUUAAGGUAGACGCACGCCACCCUCCUGCCCGCUGGGCCCACGCGCUUCUGCGCCCCCAGGUCGCGGCGAGGCCCGUUUCCGGUAUUAGGCUGUGGUUCUGUGAUUUGAAAACACACACACACACACAAAUAAAAGCUGCUUCCCGCACUGUCUGUGUCGUGACGAUAGCAGGUUGUAUCUGGUUGCCGAACGUUUGGUGCUAAUUUCUGUGUCUGUGCUAAGAACUGAAUUGAAGCUAAGGGGUGGCCCGGGGGGCCCUCAGCGGACAGGGAGGAGGGCCGUGAGUUCUGCGGGUCUCUGCAGGGCUGCCUCAGGGCCUCCUUCCCACACGAGCGAUUUGGAUUCCCAUCUGCAAGCAUCCUGGGCGCAGGUCUCGGCCGCACUGGAGCUCGGGGCUGGCGGGGCUCUGUCCGGGCACCGUGCCCUCUUCCCACGAGCGAGGGCCGGGGGCUGCCUACUGUGGGCGGGGGACCCGAUGGACCGGCGAGGAUUGGCUGUCCCUUUACUGUGAAAAGCUGCCCUCGUGCCAUGCCCUUUCCCUCCGUGCUGGGGGAAGCGGGUGGGGCCCCCGGGCCCUGCUCAGCCCCCUCGCGGGGAGAGGCGACCGGUCCGGUGCUGUCCCUGCCCACCCCGCCCCGCCAGGGAGACCACAGCAGAGAGCCCUCCGACCCCGGGCGAGACGAAAUCACCCACUGGGAUUUCCCGAACUCCCGCGGAAACGGAGUCUCGCUGUUGCCAAAGAAAAGCCUGGCUUCGAGGUCCUCUCGCGCCUGGGAUGCCGGCCUGCGCCAAUGACUCUCACAUUUGUCUCUUCCAAAGCAAAGCCAUACGCGAGGACUGCCGAGCGGUGCCCUGCGGGGGUUGU
Molecule: messenger RNA, 8080 nt
Organism: Panthera uncia (snow leopard)
Lineage: Eukaryota; Metazoa; Chordata; Mammalia; Carnivora; Felidae
Product: collagen alpha-1(V) chain
Exons: 65
Coding region: 434-6073 (1879 amino acids)
Molecular function (GO): extracellular matrix structural constituent
Source: RefSeq, a predicted model, not a curated record